Messenger RNA from Argentina anserina (silverweed cinquefoil), 709 nucleotides. RefSeq names its product DNA-directed RNA polymerase II subunit 4. Gene Ontology annotation, biological process: transcription initiation at RNA polymerase II promoter. The record is from RefSeq and is a predicted model, not a curated record. Gene Ontology annotation, molecular function: translation initiation factor binding; nucleotide binding. Gene Ontology annotation, cellular component: RNA polymerase II, core complex. The transcript is spliced from 6 exons. Bases 115 to 525 code for a protein of 136 amino acids. NCBI's taxonomy places the organism in Eukaryota, Viridiplantae, Streptophyta, Magnoliopsida, Rosales, Rosaceae.
CGUCCGAAGGAAUCAGAAAUUGAAUUUGACCCCAAAAAAACGAGUGCUCCCAUCUCUCUCUCUCUCUCUCUCUCUCUCUCUAUUCUUCUAGGUUUCCGUCACCGUCUGUCAAACAUGUCCGGCGAAGAGGAAGAGAACGCCGCCGAGCUCAAAAUCGGAGACGAGUUUCUCAAGGCCAAGUGUUUGAUGAACUGCGAAGUUUCUCUGAUUCUUGACCACAAGUUCGAGCAGUAUCAGCAGGAUGAUCCCAGGAACCAAGUCUCCCAGGUGUUUGAGAAGUCUAUGCAGUAUGUGAAGCGAUUCAGCCGAUACAAGAAUCCUGGUGCCGUGAAGCAAGUGAGAGAAAUCCUCAGUAAAUAUCAGCUGACUGAGUUUGAGCUUUGUGUCCUUGGGAAUCUCUGCCCUGAAACUGUUGAGGAGGCUAUUGCCAUGGUACCAUCUAUUAAGGCAAGAGGACGGGUGCACGAUGAUGACGCAAUUGAUAAAAUGUUGUGUGACCUGGCACUAAUCAAGAAAUUUGAGUAGAGCCUGAUACUGCUGUCAGAUAUUUGGUUGUUGCUCUUGUAAUCUGCCAGUGUAGCAAAGUUUGAACACUGAUAUUCGAGCCCUUAUUGAGGAUCUUACCUCACUGAACUUUAGUAUAACUUCUACCUAUUGUUAAACAUGUCAAGUGGUGCUUUAUUAAUACUUAAAUUGUGAAUCUUCUUUC